Messenger RNA from Trichogramma pretiosum, 1529 nucleotides. Its product is annotated as segmentation protein paired. The record is from RefSeq and is a predicted model, not a curated record. Gene Ontology annotation, biological process: regulation of transcription by RNA polymerase II; anatomical structure development. Bases 9 to 1529 code for a protein of 506 amino acids. The transcript is spliced from 6 exons. Gene Ontology annotation, molecular function: DNA-binding transcription factor activity, RNA polymerase II-specific; RNA polymerase II cis-regulatory region sequence-specific DNA binding. Lineage: Eukaryota; Metazoa; Arthropoda; Insecta; Hymenoptera; Trichogrammatidae.
ACUUGGCUAUGACAAUUACUUCAGAUUUUUCAAUGAUGCGUUCUUGCAUAUCUACUUACACUCUCCAAGAUUUGAAUUCAAUACCUGGACAAGGCCGAGUCAAUCAAUUGGGAGGUAUUUUUAUUAAUGGUCGGCCACUUCCCAACCACAUACGAUUGAAGAUUGUAGAAAUGGCAGCUCAAGGUGUUCGUCCAUGCGUUAUAUCAAGAAAACUUCGAGUAUCUCAUGGGUGUGUUUCAAAAAUUUUAAACCGAUAUCAAGAAACUGGGAGCAUAAGGCCUGGAAUAAUCGGUGGCAGUAAACCAAGAAUAGCUGCACCAGAAGUUGAAUCAAAGAUUGAAAAUUAUAAAAGACAAAAUCCAAGUAUAUUUUCAUGGGAGGUUCGAGAUAGAUUAAUUAAAGAGGGAAUUUGUGACAGAACAAACGUCCCAAGUGUUUCAGCUAUUUCUCGGCUCAUAAGAGAUCAAGAUUCUAACUUUCAUGAUCACAAUGAAAGAAAAGUAAGUUCAGGUUCUGAUUGCGAAAGUGAGCCUGGAAUACAACUGAAAAGAAAACAACGUAGAAGUAGAACGACAUUUACAGCUUCACAGCUUGACGAGCUCGAACGUGCUUUUGAACGAACUCAGUACCCAGAUAUUUAUACACGUGAAGAACUAGCUCAAAGAACUAAAUUAACCGAAGCUCGUAUUCAAGUUUGGUUUAGCAAUAGAAGGGCUCGAUUACGUAAGCAGUCUUCAUCUAACAGUUUUGGAGGCUCAGUAUCUUAUCCAACUGCUGCAGUCGCAGCUGCAACAACGUUUUCCAUUCACCCUCCUUCACUUACAGUAAAUAACGCAUCUGGACCAACUGCAGAAAUUCAUAAUUUCAAUACCUAUUCAUUAUCAAAAUCCCCUGUGCACUCUACAAUGCAAGGAAUGUAUAUAGUUCAGAAUGGACCAAUGAAUCACUGUGUCACACCUCAUCUUAAAUGCGAUUCUUCAAAUCAAAAAACGUCAACAUCUAAUGUUCAUUCAUCUUCCAGCUUGCAAACUCCAAGUUCAUCCACUUUGUGUACUCCGGUCCACAAUUUGAUUUUAAGCCCAGGAUCGGUUGCUUCACCUUCAUUGAGCCAACAGUCAAAUUUUCCACAUAAUUUACCACCUACACCCAAUUCCCUAGUCACCGUUUUAGGUCCUAAUUCAAGUAGUUCUAAUUCAACAACAGAUCAAUUAACAAACUCCGAAGUUAUAACAAACUCUGCAUCUCCAAUACCGCAUCAGUAUCCGCAAUAUCAACAACAAUUUUCAACUAGUCAAGCGUGGAAUCCAUUAUCUGUCAAUUCAGAAUAUAUAACAAGACUCAACUCCCCAAAUACAUCUCAAUCGUUAUCAAUGUCUACCGUGCCUAAUGAAAUUCACCAAGCUGCCGUUGCAGCAGCCCAUUUACAUUCCACCCAUCAACAUAAUCCAUUCUCAAAUCAUCAUUAUUCUCAAAAUUUUCCCCAACCAAGACCUUCCAUGCAUCAGUCUUUUUACAAUUGGUAUAGCUAA